AUGUCGAAUCCUACCCCAGCCCAAGAAGAAUUCAACGCCCUGCUCGCAGCUCAGUCUCGCGACAACAGCAGAGUACACCCAGAGGAUCGGGACUACGACCGCCGCGAGCAAGACAGUCUCGACCUUGACGAAGAAGACAUCUACCGAAACUCACAAAUCGACGCCGCCAUGCGCAUCCCAACACUAGGCCACACCGGCUCUGACUUGAAGCUGCCCCCCGCCAGCUUUGAUGCCGGCCGUACGACUGGCGUCAAGGGUGUCAUCGCCGAUGCCCGCAACUACGAGAAUGCUCGCAAGACCUCUUUCAUAAGCCGAGCCCGCACUACCGUGCGCCGCUCUAUCUUUGGCAUUGAGGGCCUCUCACAGCCCCAGCAGUCACGCAAGAGCGAGAGCGAAACGGAUGAUGGCAACAACAGUGACUCACAAGACGAAGAGUCCUUCCUGGCACAAUGGCGUGAGAGCCGACGAAGGGAGCUGGAGAGUGAAUCCAACAAGGUUAUCCGGAACCGGAGAACAAGUCCAAGUGUCCGCAUCUACGGUCGUCUGGAUAAGGUUGACGCUCUGGGCUACCUCGACGCCAUUGAGAAGGUUGCGCGGGAUACUGUCGUUGUUGUUUUCGUCUAUGAUCCCGAGUGUGAUGUAUCGGCAACGAUAGAAGCUGCCAUGAUGCCGCUUGUCUCCCACCAUGCAACAGUCCACUUUGUCAAGGUACAUUACCUCGACAUCGAGUUCGAUAACGCCGCUGUCCCCUCCAUCCUGGCAUACCGCAACCAGGGUGACAUGUUCGCCAACCUAACAGGAAUCAUUGAAAUGAUUCCCGACGACGAGGCGUUCGGCACUGACACCUUGACGCGGUUGUUCGAAAAGCACAGUAUCCUAUGA
Messenger RNA from Colletotrichum truncatum, 882 nucleotides. Its product is annotated as phosducin. The record is from RefSeq and is a predicted model, not a curated record. Gene Ontology annotation, biological process: regulation of G protein-coupled receptor signaling pathway. Lineage: Eukaryota; Fungi; Ascomycota; Sordariomycetes; Glomerellales; Glomerellaceae.